AUGCAUUGCCUGUCCACUAACCAUUCAGUUCAAUUCUGUCCACAUUUUGGUUGAGUUCACAAACACUUUUGAUCACUCUCAUCUCAAAUUCUAAUCUCUCCCUAAAGGAAAAUGGCAGAAAAUUCAUACGAAACAGAACACCCAGUGAAGGCCUUUGGAUGGGCAGCUAGGGACACCUCUGGCGUUCUUUCUCCUUUCAAGUUUUCCAGAAGGGAAACGGGUGAAAAGGAUGUGCAAUUCAAGGUUUUGUACUGUGGGGUAUGCCACUCCGAUCUUCACCAGAUCAAGAAUGAAUGGGGUAACACUACCUAUCCCAUUGUUCCCGGCCACGAAAUUGCUGGUGUGGUGACUGAGGUUGGGAGCAAGGUCGAGAAAUUUAAGGUUGGGGACAAAGUAGGCGUGGGAUGUCUGGUUGGAUCCUGUCGCAAGUGCGAAAACUGUGCCAGCGAUCUAGAAAACUACUGCCCUGGAGGUAUACCAACAUACAACGCUAAUAAGACCAUGACAUUUGGUGGCUACUCCGACAUCAUGGUGGCCGACGAGCACUUUGUGCUCAGAUGGCCGGAAAAUUUACCCAUGGAGGCAGCUCCACUGCUCUGCGCCGGAAUCACAACUUAUAGCCCCUUGAGAUACUUCGGACUUGACAAGCCCGGAAUGAACAUCGGCGUUGUCGGCCUAGGCGGCCUUGGCCAUAUGGCUGUGAAAUUCGCCAAGGCUUUUGGAGCUAAGGUGACCGUGAUUAGCACCUCUGCUAGUAAAAAGCAAGAGGCUAUUCAACACCUUGGCGCAGACUCGUUCUUGAUCAGCCAUGACCAACAACAAAUGCAGGCUGCAAUGAGCACAUUGGAUGGUAUAAUCGACACAGUUUCUGCAGUUCACCCUAUUAUGCCAUUACUAUUCUUGUUGAAAACUAAUGGAAAGCUGGUCAUUGUUGGCGGCCCAGAAAAACCACUUGAGUUGCCAGUGUUUCCCUUGCUCAUGGGUAGGAAGCUAGUGGCCGGAAGUGGGAUUGGUGGAAUUAAGGAGACGCAAGAAAUGCUUGACUUUUCAGCAAAGCAUAAGAUAGCACCAGAUGUUGAGAUUAUUCCAGUAGACUAUAUCAACACAGCUAUGGAGCGGCUAGUAAAAGCUGACGUUAAAUAUAGAUUUGUGCUGGAUAUUGGCAACACAUUAAAAUCUGCUUAAUUAAAUCAAGAAAAGAGAAAAUUAUGAGAGUUUCUCAAAGUUUAGCCAUAUUGUAUGGGCAUAAUAUGAUAUGAUAUGAUCUGUGUACGUACAACUCCAGUAUUAUUGUAAUGUUUCAAUAAUCCCAUUGGCUUAGUUGUUUAUUGGUGCGGAGAUCAUUUUAUGAAUA
Messenger RNA from Ipomoea nil (Japanese morning glory), 1354 nucleotides. RefSeq names its product 8-hydroxygeraniol dehydrogenase-like. Gene Ontology annotation, biological process: lignin biosynthetic process. The record is from RefSeq and is a predicted model, not a curated record. The coding region runs from base 112 to 1185 and encodes 357 amino acids. The transcript is spliced from 4 exons. Gene Ontology annotation, molecular function: cinnamyl-alcohol dehydrogenase activity; zinc ion binding. Lineage: Eukaryota; Viridiplantae; Streptophyta; Magnoliopsida; Solanales; Convolvulaceae.